AUGCAAGCAGCAGCAGUAAAACAACCAGAAGUCACUAAAACUCAACCCUGCAAUGUACCGAUCAAGGCAAGCUCUGCGGGAUUCCCUGUAUCUCGAUGCGCCGACAAAUCUAAAACUGACUACUCCAUAAUACGAGGAAAAACCGUGCUUGUUAGUCCAACCGAAGAACAAUACGAAGCGCUAUGUACAAGGUUGAGAGAGAGAAUUGGUGAUAAUCGUGGCGAGACGGUAUAUGAAAUUGGUGUCGGAGAAGAUGGUAGCGAGAGUGGAUUAGAUGCAGAAGAAUAUGCGGCAUCAUUAGCUACUUUGCAAUCUUUGGCUGCAAUGUUGAACGCGGAAUGUGUUGAAUUGCGGCUUCGAAAAGGUGAGAAAGGUACAACUGGGCAGUACUUAAUCCGUACGAAGGUUGACGAUAAUGAUUUCACUGAGAUACGCGUAGCAGUAGUAGGUAACGUUGAUGCCGGAAAAUCCACUCUCCUUGGAGUGUUAACACAUGGUGAAUUGGACAAUGGUAGAGGUUUUGCAAGGCAACGAUUAUUUCGUCACAAGCACGAAAUUGAAAGUGGUAGGACAAGCUCCGUUGGUAAUGAUAUUUUGGGUUUUGACAGUCUCGGCAAUGUCGUAAACCAACCAGAUCACGGAACAUUAGACUGGGUAAAAAUAUGCGAAAAAUCGGCCAAGGUUAUCACGUUUAUCGAUCUUGCUGGCCAUGAGCGAUACUUGAAGACAACGGUUUUCGGCAUGACAGGUCAUGCACCGGAUUUUGGAAUGCUAAUGAUUGGAGCCAAUUCAGGAAUAGUUGGAAUGACAAAAGAACAUUUAGGUUUAGCUCUAGCCCUUUCAGUUCCAGUAUUUGUAAUUGUUACAAAAAUCGAUAUGUGUCCGCCAAAUGUAUUGCAGGAAAAUUUAAAACUUUUGUAUAAAAUUCUAAAGUCACAGGGAUGUCGUAAAGUACCCGUAAUGGUGAAGACAACUGACGAUGUUGUACUCAGUGCAACUAAUUUUGUUUCUGAACGAUUGUGUCCUAUAUUUCAAGUUUCUAAUGUAACUGGAGAAAACCUAAAUCUGUUAAAAAUGUUCCUCAACCUUCUAACAGUACGUACAACAGGAAAUGACGGCUUGCCGACUGAGUUCCAAAUUGACGAUACAUAUGCAGUGCCGGGAGUUGGCACUGUUGUUUCCGGAAUAACUCUUCAAGGUGUAGUACGUCUAAAUGAUGUACUUUUACUUGGACCAAAUCCACUGGGUGACUUUCAACCAAUUACGAUCAAGAGUAUUCAUCGGAAGCGAAUGAUUGUUCGAGAGGUUCGAAGUGGUCAAACUGCAAGUUUUGCUUUGAAAAAAAUCAAAAGAUCCCAGAUUAGAAAGGGUAUGGUACUAGUUAGUGCAGAAAUUAAUCCUCAAGCUUGCUGGGAAUUUGAUUGCGAAAUACUAGUGCUACAUCAUCCCACAACUAUAUCGAGUAAAUACGGGCGUUGGUCGGCGAUGGUGCACUGCGGUAGUAUCCGUCAAACGGCACAGAUUCUACAAAUGUCGAAAGAAUGCUUACGAACUGGUGAUAAAGCCGUUGUUCGAUUUCGUUUCAUAAAGAAUCCCGAAUAUAUGAAACCUGGUCAAAGAAUGGUAUUUCGGGAAGGUCGCACAAAAGCUGUUGGAAAUGUUAUAACCCCACUAUACACACCCGGUUCUGUACAACAGCGUUCAAAGCCCAACAAAAUGCAAAGCCGUAGUUCAGCUUCAACGCAACAGCAGAAUGCACAGAAACCUUUAUCCAAAGGCACAAGUGAAAUUAUUACGGAUUCGUCGUCAACACUGACUAGCAGCUCCGUUUUACUGGAUAUUGGCACCGAUAAACGAAACAUCCGACUGAGCAAUGUACAUAAAAAGCAUCGAGGAAGAGCAUCUUCCAGUAACACAAUGUCAGGCGUAAACUCCGCAGACCUUAUAGAUUCGCCCACAUCCUCUCAACAAAAUUCGUUCACUAACGAAGCUAUCUCUAUUAUAUCUAAUUAAGAUAAAUCAAAACGAAUCCUACGAUUUGGCUGAAAUGCAAACUAUAGUUUUGUUAUGGGGUGAUGUAGAAUUGUCUUGAGAAUAUUUGAAAUUUAAUUACAUCGACUUCUUCUUAACCUAUAUGACCUUACCGUAUAUUGUUUUAAUAUUUUCUAGUUAAACGAAAGUGUUAUAAUUCAAGUAUCCAUAAUUCAGACUGUACCCCGGAAUAAAAUUGUACCCUGAAGGGUAUAUUAUUUUUUAUAACAGAAACAGUACAUUUUGAAUUCUACUGGAGAAAUAUAUUUUUGUUGAGCAAUACGAA
Messenger RNA from Malaya genurostris, 2317 nucleotides. RefSeq names its product GTP-binding protein 1 (gene GTPBP1). The record is from RefSeq and is a predicted model, not a curated record. Gene Ontology annotation, biological process: translational elongation. NCBI's taxonomy places the organism in Eukaryota, Metazoa, Arthropoda, Insecta, Diptera, Culicidae. The coding region runs from base 1 to 2013 and encodes 670 amino acids. Gene Ontology annotation, molecular function: translation elongation factor activity; GTPase activity; GTP binding. The transcript has 6 exons.